AUGGAAGCAGGCCUAAAACUCUCUAAUUCUCUGGUCGAAGAUGAAGAUAACUCCUCGAGCAACGACAACUCAAACAAAAACACGAACUCUGGGACUGAGAAGGGCGCUAUAGUUGGAGGGACCAUUGCUGCCGGAAUCAUCCUUGGGGUGACAGUGUUCAUAUGUGUUCUCAUCUAUAAACAAUACCGUUUCCGACGACAGCCUGCCGAUGGCCAACUUAACGGCACAAAAUCCUCACCAAGUAAGAGCUUAAGGCCCGGAACAACCCCUGGCAGCUCGGCGUAUCGUUCUUGGCACCACACAUUCAACCACCGGUUAUCAAUCCCAGAUUCAGUAUCCAUCUACUCACAGCGAUCGUAUGGGAGCUCUCCUUUUGCUGCCCAGGUUGGGAUGGUCCCGACUCGAUCGAUCCCGCCACCUACAAUACCACAGAAAGCUGCUCAGAUGCUGGGAGUUGAAGGGGUUCAUGCUUUGGGAUCAACGACUCCCUCGGAAAUAUCGCCUCUGCCAUCACCACGUUUGCCGAAUUCGCCUUUGGCCAAGCACUUCAUCGCGUGGAAUCCUUUGGCUCAGAACCCUCCACAGCAACAUCCUUCACCCCAUGCUCCAUCGACACAAGGCUCUUUUCCACCCACUCCAGGGUCGGUUGCCAGAAACAAUUCCGAUUCGUCAUCAGACUGCCGAACUCGAGGCCGAACUUCAUCCAACUGCACAAUGAGCACCCUCGGCAGAGAACUACUUCAUGAUGUGAUGAAGCCCUUACCUCCAACCAAGUUCAACCCGCCUUCUGAAAUGACGGUUUUGCCUCGUCCCCCAUCACCCAUCUCCAAAACCACGAAGCCUCCGCCUGUAUCAAUGAACAACAUGAAGGGCCAGAAGCGGGCAUCGAGCAGGCGGUACUUUGUUCCCUUGUUCAAGAAGAAUGGACAACUGCCGAGUCCAACAUCACCAGACGUAACCCUCGCUACUGGGUCAGACAUACAGGAGGAAGGUGACGUUAAUGCGAAGGCGGAGGCAGAGACGGUUUUGAGGGAUUCAUCAAGGGCGGGCCUGUUCUCACUCGACGAGAAUAAAAUAUGA
Molecule: messenger RNA, 1080 nt
Organism: Fusarium poae
Lineage: Eukaryota; Fungi; Ascomycota; Sordariomycetes; Hypocreales; Nectriaceae
Exons: 2
Coding region: 1-1080 (359 amino acids)
Source: RefSeq, a predicted model, not a curated record